Culicoides brevitarsis is the source of this 1596-nucleotide messenger RNA. Its product is annotated as sphingomyelin phosphodiesterase-like. Gene Ontology annotation, cellular component: lysosome. The record is from RefSeq and is a predicted model, not a curated record. The transcript is spliced from 5 exons. Lineage: Eukaryota; Metazoa; Arthropoda; Insecta; Diptera; Ceratopogonidae. The coding region runs from base 1 to 1596 and encodes 531 amino acids. Gene Ontology annotation, molecular function: acid sphingomyelin phosphodiesterase activity. Gene Ontology annotation, biological process: sphingomyelin catabolic process; ceramide biosynthetic process.
AUGUCGGAAGAAAAGCAAGAUGUAACGUGUCUCAUGUGUCGUGCAAUUAUUAACACAUUUUUAGAUUAUCGCCGAAUCGAGAAGUACGACGAGGAGCAAUUGUUGGAAGAAGCUGUCGACCUUUGUUUAUCGAUGAAUUUGCAGCCGGAAAGUACGUGCGAAGCGAUAAUUCAGAUGCACAUCCCUCCUCUUGUGUACAUAAUUGAUCAAAAUCCGAAAUUGGAGGCAAACCAUAUUUGCAGCAUGAUUUUGCAGACAAGCAAUUGCGGCUCAACGAACAUCAAUUAUUCGGUAAAAAUUGAAGAAAAGUCAAAGGAAAGUCAGAAAAACGAAGAAAAUCAAAUUUCUGACGAAACGAGUUAUCGAGUCUUGCAUAUCACGGAUAUUCAUUUUGACCCGAGAUACAAACCAGGAUCCAAUGCUCAAUGUGACGAGCCAACAUGUUGCAGAUCAGGCGAACCAGACUCACCCGAAGAUGCUGCCGGAUUUUAUGGCGAUUAUCGAAGUUGUGAUGUUCCAUGGCAUUCGGUUGUUAAUGCAAUGAGCCAUAUCAACGAAACGCAUAAAGACCUCGAUUGGAUAUAUUUCACGGGAGAUCUCGUCGAUCAUGGAAUUUGGGAGACUUCAGUUGAAAAUAAUGUUGAAAUUAUGGAAAAAGUCUUUCAAUUGUUGCGAGAAACGUUUCCUGAAACGCCGUUAUUUCCGAUUUUGGGAAAUCAUGAAACGCAUCCUGUCAACAUUUUUGCUCCAAACCACAUUUCUGACAACGAACUUUCGACAAAUUGGCUUUUUAACUACAUUUCUGAGGCAUGGCUUCAUUGGUUGCCAAACUCAACUCUUUCAACCAUCAAAAAAGGAGGCUUUUACACAACUUUAAUUAAACCAAAACUUCGCGUCAUCGCUUUGAACAACAACGAUUGUUACAUCUACAAUUGGUGGACUCUUUAUUCAACGGAUGCCCAAUUAGAGCAAUUGCAAUGGUUCCAUGACACGUUAUUCGAAGCGGAGAAAAAUAACGAAAAAGUUCACGUUCUUGCGCAUAUUUACCCGGGCGAAGGAUCUUGCUUCGUGGUUUGGUCUCGCGAGUAUAAAAGAAUUAUCGAACGCUUUCACGAAACGAUCAGAGCGCAAUUUUACGGGCAUUCGCAUUACGAUGAGUUUAAUAUAUUCUACGAGAAUCAAAAUCCCCAAAAACCGAUAAAUGUUGGAUGGAAUGGCGGAUCUUUAACGCCUUUUAAUGACAUUAAUCCAAAUUAUUUGAUCUACAAUGUCAGCAAAAUAAGUUUUGAUGUUUUGGAUUACGAAUCGUGGUCAUAUAAUUUGACAAAAGCAAAUGAAAAUAUUGAAAAAGGCCCGGAAUGGUUUAAACUUUAUUCAUUUAAAGAUCAGUUUAAUUUAGAAAAUACAAAUUUGACUUCGUUAAAUGACUUGGUUCAUCAAUUUGCGGCCGAUCGUAAACUUUUGAGCAAAUUUUGGGAGUUGAAGAUGAAAAGAGGCGAUCCAACGUUACGUCGAGGAUGUGACGAGAAAUGUCUGAAAGCGACAAUUUGUGAUAUAGUCAAAAAUGAAAUUGGAGAUAAGAAAAUUUUGGUUUAA